UUUCAAAAAAAUAAAAUAAAUAAAAACGCGAGUAGAGAGAGAGACCGAUUUUUAUUUUCUUGUUUUUCUUUUAACCUUCUUCUCAUUUCAAUAACAUGCCCUACUCGGAUCGUACACAGGGCCAUGUCGAUGGCCUGGAGGAUAUAUCACGGCCCGUAGAACCCGACCAUUCUGAAUCAGAAGAUGAGACCGGACUCGAUCAUGACAAAUAUGCGUCGAUGAACAUUCCUGAGAGCAUGAAGAAUAUUUUACGCAUGACUUCCGACGGGAAAGAUUUCGAGCCAACACAAGACGAUUCGGAAUCAGACAACGAUUCCAUGUACAAGACAGCCACCCCUCUCGCCAGUCUAAACCACGAUAUCUCCAAAAACAAAUUUGUAAACUUUCCACAUAUGCCCGAACCACAAGACGAACAGGCACAGCCAACAACGAAAGCGAAAAAAUCCAAGGAAAAGAAGAAGAGGAGAGACAAGGGGAAGAAACGUGCGGAGGAAGAAACACCCAGAGAGACCGAUGCAUUACAAGCCAACUUUGCAAAGUUUGCUGCUGAAGAGUCAGACGAUGAGGAGGAGAUCAGGCCGAGAAAGAAGAAGACAAAGGGAAGAAGAACACGAAAGGAUACAUCACAUAUCAACAAGGUGGAUGAAAACGGUGAGCGAUUAGUUAGAACGACCGAGUUUUUGGAUACCGACUCAGACGCCUCCAGUGACGGAGGUCGUCCACUGACUAAGAAGCAAGAAUUGGAAAUGUACAGAGAAGCGGAACGUGUCAGAAGAUCCAAAUAUGUCCCAAUGAAGAUCACCUACAAUAUUAAAACCUAUGAAGAUCUCGUAAAGCGCCACGAUGAACACGAAAGAAUUAGAUUAGAGCGUCUCGAAAUGGAAGAACGAAAAUUACCUCCACGACCACGACCAGCACCACCAGCGAGAUCUAUUCUGCCGCGUCAAGAUGACUCAAGUGACGACGGUCUCAUCAUCAUAAACAAGCCAACCACCAUCACAUCACCCGAUCGUAUUCGUAAUCCCAGCAUCAAUUGGAGUCCCAUGGACACUGCUGCCAGAUCACGUCGAGCUCACAAUCAGUCGUUAUUGACUCGUAUGGCCGAAGAAGGCUAUGCCCAUCGCAUUAAAAUGGAAGAACAAGCUAAAGCCCGUGGUACAUAUUCUUCUGCGACUGAACGAGCUAAAAAGUUGCUAGAGAAGGAGGAAAAUGCAAGGAUGAUCAAAGCUCAGAUUGAAAUGCACUUUAAUCGAAAUAAGCAGAAGCACCAUAACGAUGACGACGAUAAGGAACUGGAUGCUGAUUAUCGCGAUAGCAAUGACGAGGAAGAGGCAAAUUACUUACAACAAUUAUCCGGUCAGGAUGAAGAUGAUGAUGCGGAAGAGGAUAUAUCCACUAAAAGAAAAGCUGAGGAGGAAGAAUCUGACGAAGAUGAGGAUGACGAUAUGGGCACCAUGGCAAUGAACAGAUGGAAGAAUAAAAAGACCAAGCGAUCCAUUUUCGAAGAUAGCGAUGAUGACGAGGAAGCUGAAAAGAAGAAGAAGGUCUCCUCCACUCCUACCCCUGCCCAUUCUAUAUCCAACUUUUUCAAAGCAAAGGACACUGAGCCCACUCAAUCAGCUGAGCCUACAGAAGAAAAACCUUUGAGUAGACUCAAGAGACGUCCCAUCCAAGAAAGAGACGAUGCUAUGGAGAUUGACGAACCUGUCGCUGCUGCACCCAAGAUCCGUAAACAAAGACAAGAACCAACAGAGCCUGCAGAGAAGAGCGAAUUUUUUGAGGAGGAAGCAGAGGAAGAAGAUGACGAAUUCUUUGGUGCGGGUGGUGAAGAUAUUGAUACUGGUGAAAAUCUCGAUGAAUUUGAGGAGGAUGAUUUAUUGGUCCAUGAAAAUAAUGAACAUGUCGACGAAGCCACUGUACGAGACGCAUUCAAUAAACAAGAUGCCGAAAAUGACAGUAAUAUGAUUCAAAGAUUGCUUAAAGAUGUUACUGGAGGUGGUCUGCGUAAACAAAAGGCUGCUGCAGAAGCUGGUAUUCUCUUGGAGGACAUUGAUCUUUACGAUGAUGAGGACAAUGAUCUUAUUGCAGUUCGUUUGGCUGCUGCUGAAAGAAGACGCAAACUUUUGAAGAAGAAGGGAGAAGAUCCAAUCAUGAGCCUAUUGAACGAUCCGAAAACAUCAGCAUUUGCCAAAGCAUCACUACCUAUACCAGAUGAUACUAAGACGUCUUUCUUAAGUGAUUUCGAAGAUGACGACGAAGACAUCCAAACCGCACCACCAAGUAGCACACGAUACAAGCUUGUAAUUAAAGAUGAUGAUGACGAAGAAGAAGAGGAAGAUGAUUUAAUGGGUGUAUUCUCUGAUGAGGAAAAUCUGAUUAUCGAGGAUGCGGACCCCAUGGCAUCACCAUUGAGAGGAGGACUUGUAAAUAACAUGACAUUAGCUAGUGUAGAUGAUGACGAUGAGGGAUUCCAAAUUGAAACUAUGAAGAGCAUUCAUUCACCUCUGAAUAAUCGCAGAACUAAAUCCAUGUUUGAUUCUCCUACGAAUCUUAACAGAUUCAAACGUCUUUUAUCAGAAACCAACAAUAAUACGUCAGAUACACCUCGCGUUGGAUUCGGAGCUAUUGCUGGUCCAAAGCCAACCAAGCCUGAAGAAGAAACACCAAAGACAUUAGGAAGUAUUGGCGGGUUCCUCAAGCAUGGUGGUGCUAAUACCCCAAAGAAAUCAAAACUCGGCUCAUUAUUGAAGAAAACCAACCCUUUUACUUAUGUAGACAAAUAGUCUCAUUCAUUCUCUUGUUUUUCAAUUUUUUUUUUAUU
Molecule: messenger RNA, 2821 nt
Organism: Mucor mucedo
Lineage: Eukaryota; Fungi; Mucoromycota; Mucoromycetes; Mucorales; Mucoraceae
Product: MRC1-like domain-containing protein
Exons: 5
Coding region: 96-2783 (895 amino acids)
Source: RefSeq, a predicted model, not a curated record